CGGUUCCCUCUCCGGGGAGCGGCGGCGGACGCGCGGCUCCCACCCCUCCCCUCUCACGGGCUCUCCCCUCCCCAGUGUGGCCGCGACCCUACCCUCUGCAAGGCGAUGGCCCGCGCCCCGAGCGCAGGCUAGCGUGCCUGGGUGCCCGGCCAUGGGCUGUAUCGGCUCUCGGAGCCCGGCGGGUCAGGGUAAGAGGCGGAGGCCGGGUACGGGUUGGGGAGUCGGGCUGCGGCCGCCGGUGCGCGGGCCGCGGGUGGGUGGGGGCCUUGAGGAGGGGGCCGGUGUCGGGAGAGGGAGGAGCCUGCACCGGGAGGCGGGCCAGGCAACAGGAGGGAGCGGGAAUGAGCAGGGAAGGGGCCAGACCGACUCCGGUUCGCUCCCACGGCCUGCCUGCCUUGGGGUUUUGCAGGGCAGACGCAUGGUCUCGCCGCUGGCUGCCGUGUGCCCACUGCUCAGGGUGUCCGGAGACGCACAGCCCCGGGAGGGGCUGGGCAGCCCGAUGCCCCCACCACUCCAGCCCUCGGCGACUGGCCUUGCGCGCCCACACACACACUCCCCUCCGCCUACACCUCUGCCUUCACCGUCCUGGGAGUGGCCCUGUGCUGGGAACCUGCUUCUCCCAGCCGUGUCCCCAUCUUCUUAAAGAGGUAGCCUUUCGGUCCUGGCUAAGCACCCUACCACAGAAUUUUUGUCGGACAUUGACUCCCCUCUUCAGUCAGUCGGCGAAGGGGGACUGAGGUCCCGUCUGGGGCACCUGUGAACACUGAAUCACCUCUCACCUAUUACAGUUGUUUUAAUGUCCUGCCCCCACUCAGCAAAAACAAAUCACUCUACUCUGUGGAGGGAAAGAGGAACCCAGAGGCAGGCCAUCAGGGCUUCCUUCCCACAGUGCUGACCCCUGCCUGGGCCUCGGUUUCCGUGGGUGGCCAUGCACACCGGGCCUGGCCGUAGUCCUGUGCAUCAGAGGUCGGCCAGCUUCCUUUACUCCGGUGUGGUGGAUUUCUCGACGCAUAAGGCAAGGCAGGACUGGGUUUGGGAUGGGUCCUGGACCUUCAGGGCAGGUGGUCAGUCACACAGGCCUUGGUGUGGUUGGUACUUGAUGUUCUUUGGAGCUAAGACUGGCUGAGAUUUGUACUUCCCUUGAGGAAUUCUGGGAUUUGUAGUCCUGAGUUAACCUCGUGGCUUUUGAAGCUGAGGAGCAGCUGACUGCUCUGAUCUCUCUGGCCCUGCCAAGGCUUGGAGUUCAGGAAGUCAUCACCUUCUCUUGUCAGGGCAUUUCUGGGGACCAACAGCUGGCCGAGGCUCAGGGAUAGAGACGGCUGCUCCAGCUAAAGUGUCCUCGGACCCCGCUUGGGCUGUGGAGUGGAUCGAACUUCCUCGGGGUCUCUCUCUAUCCUCUUUGGGAUCUGCUCGAACCCUCCGAGGCUGGAGCAGGUCCUCCCGCCCUUCCUCGGUGGACAGUCAGGACUUGCCAGAGGUGAAUGUUGGAGACACAGUCGCGAUGCUGCCCAAGUCCCGGCGAGCCCUAACUAUCCAGGAGAUCGCUGCGCUGGCCAGGUCCUCCCUGCAUGGUAUUUCCCAGGUGGUGAAGGACCACGUGACCAAGCCUACCGCCAUGGCCCAGGGCCGAGUGGCUCACCUCAUUGAGUGGAAGGGCUGGAGCAAGCCAAGUGACUCACCUGCUGCCCUGGAAUCAGCCUUUUCCUCCUAUUCAGACCUCAGCGAGGGCGAACAGGAGGCUCGCUUUGCAGCAGGAGUGGCUGAGCAGUUUGCCAUCGCGGAAGCCAAGCUCCGAGCAUGGUCUUCGGUGGAUGGCGAGGACUCCACUGAUGACUCCUAUGAUGAGGACUUUGCUGGGGGAAUGGACACAGACAUGGCUGGGCAGCUGCCCCUGGGGCCGCACCUCCAGGACCUGUUCACCGGCCACCGGUUCUCCCGGCCUGUGCGCCAGGGCUCCGUGGAGCCUGAGAGCGACUGCUCGCAGACCGUGUCCCCAGACACCCUGUGCUCUAGUCUGUGCAGCCUGGAGGAUGGGUUGUUGGGCUCCCCGGCCCGGCUGGCCUCCCAGCUGCUGGGCGAUGAGCUGCUUCUCGCCAAACUGCCCCCCAGCCGGGAAAGUGCCUUCCGCAGCCUGGGCCCACUGGAGGCCCAGGACUCACUCUACAACUCGCCCCUCACAGAGUCCUGCCUUUCCCCCGCGGAGGAGGAGCCAGCCCCCUGCAAGGACUGCCAGCCACUCUGCCCACCACUAACGGGCAGCUGGGAACGGCAGCGGCAAGCCUCUGACCUGGCCUCUUCUGGGGUGGUGUCCUUAGAUGAGGAUGAAGCAGAGCCAGAGGAACAGUGACCCACAUCAUGCCUGGCGGUGGCAUGCAUCCCCCGGCUGCUGCCAGGGGCAGAGCCUCUGUGCCCAAGUGUGGGCUCAAGGCUCCCAGCAGAGCUCCACAGCCUAGAGGGCUCCUGGGAGCGCUCGCUUCUCCGUUGUGUGUUUUGCAUGAAAGUGUUUGGAGAGGAGGCAGGGGCUGGGCUGGGGGCGCAUGUCCUGCCCCCACUCCCGGGGCUUGCCGGGGGUUGCCCGGGGCCUCUGGGGCAUGGCUACAGCUGUGGCAGACAAUGAUGUUCAUGUUCUUAAAAUGCCACACACACAUUUCCUCCUCGGAUGAUGUGAACCACUAAGGGGGUUGUGACUGGGCUGUGUGAGGGUGGGGUGGGAGGGGGCCCAGCAACCCCCCACCCCCCCCAUGCCUCUCUCUUCUCUGCUUUUCUUCUCACUUCCGAGUCCAUGUGCAGUGCUUGAUAGAAUCACCCCCACCUGGAGGGGCUGGCUCCUGCCCUCCCGGAGCCUAUGGGUUGAGCCGUCCCCCAAGGCCCCCUGCCCAGCUGGGCUCGUGCUGUGCUUCAUUCACCUCUCCAUCGACUCUAAAUCUUCCUCUUUUUUCCUAAAGACAGAAGGUUUUUGGUCUGUUUUUUCAGUCGGAUCUUCUCUUCUCUGGGAGGCUUUGGAAUGAUGAAAGCAUGUACCCUCCACCCUUUUCCUGGCCCCCUAAUGGGGCCUGGGCCGUUUCCCAACCCCUCCUAGGAUGUGCGGGCAGUGUGCUGGCGCCUCCCAGCCAGCCGGGCUGCCCAUUCACGCAGAGCUCUCUGAGCGGGAGGUGGAAGAAAGGAUGGCUCUGGUUGCCACAGAGCUGGGACUUCAUGUUCUUCUAGAGAGGGCCACAAGAGGGCCACAGGGGUGGCCGGGAGUUGUCAGCUGAUGCCUGCUGAGAGGCAGGAAUUGUGCCAGUGAGUGACAGUCAUGAGGGAGUGUCUCUUCUUGGGGAGGAAAGAAGGUAGAGCCUUUCUGUCUGAAUGAAAGGCCAAGGCUACAGUACAGGGCCCCGCCCCAGCCAGGGUGUUAAUGCCCAUGCAGUGGAGGCCUCUGGCAGAUCCUGCAUUCCAAGGUCACUGGACUGUACGUUUUUAUGGUUGUGGGAAGGGUGGGUGGCUUUAGAAUUAAGGGCCUUGUAGGCUUUGGCAGGUAAGAGGGCCCAAGGUAAGAACGAGAGCCAACGGGCACAAGCAUUCUAUAUAUAAGUGGCUCAUUAGGUGUUUAUUUUGUUCUAUUUAAGAAUUUGUUUUAUUAAAUUAAUAUAAAAAUCUUUGUAAAUCUCUA
Molecule: messenger RNA, 3652 nt
Organism: Pan troglodytes (chimpanzee)
Lineage: Eukaryota; Metazoa; Chordata; Mammalia; Primates; Hominidae
Gene: FAM131A
Product: family with sequence similarity 131 member A
Exons: 7
Coding region: 1502-2347 (281 amino acids)
Source: RefSeq, a predicted model, not a curated record